Symbiodinium natans is the source of this 717-nucleotide messenger RNA. Lineage: Eukaryota; Dinophyceae; Suessiales; Symbiodiniaceae. The record is from the annotation of a GenBank genome assembly.
AUGGCCAUGAAGAUGAUUUGCUCGGUUCUGCUGUCGCUGGCAAGCUUGGCAGCCUCCCAGACUUGCUGGGCGGGCAUUCCAUCCAGCAUCACCGCCACACCAGGGUGCACCGACCUCGCCUACGGAUCAAACUGCUCAGUGACCAUCGCGGCCCAGACCGGCAGUUUGGCCAAAUGCCUUGCAGCUGGCACAUACACCUUUGCAUGCCCUGAGGCGGCUGGCGGGCAGACCUUCCUCAUGGCUACGGAGGCCUACCUGCAGUGCAAGGUCUGCGCGGCGAGCUUCACUGAUACCAACGACGGCACCGGAGUCUACUCAGGCAUGCUGUACUUCGGGCAGAACAUGCUGAACGGGGUUGUGGACGAGGCCGACAUCACCGCCUACACCGCCUUCGCUGUGGACGAUUGCGGCGCCCCUGUCCUGGAUGCGAUGGGGGGUUUGACGCCACUGGGAACGGCACUCAAGGUGACCUCAUCAGAGACGUGCUGUGACAGCACGAAGUAUUCCAUCGCCAUCACCCUGACGAACCCUACCUACACCAAGAUUGCGGUGGUGCCCAGCGACGGGGCAAACUUCUUGAAGGACGGUGUGAUCGUUGAUCUCAUGGACCUCACUACUACCACCACAACCACCAUGGGCGGCGGCGGAAUCAGCGGCACCACCACCAUGCACUUGGCCCCGGCUAUGGCUCUUGGGCUGCUUGCCAUCUCCAACUGA